UCUCCGUGUGGUAUAAAUCCAACCCGAUUGAAAAUCCAAACCCAGAAAUAUCAUUUUUUUCUUGUUUCUCUCUCCUCCGGACUUCUCUCUCUCUCUCUCUCUCUAACAUUUCACAGAUUCAGAUCUGAUCUGAUCGCCGAGAGAAACAACACCUGAAGAAUUAUCAUAAUAAUAAUAAUGGCGGGUGUAUCACCUCUUGCCAAAUACAAACUUGUCUUUUUGGGCGAUCAAUCCGUCGGCAAAACCAGCAUCAUUACCCGAUUCAUGUACGACAAAUUCGAUACCACCUAUCAGGCUACCAUUGGUAUAGAUUUCUUGUCAAAGACUAUGUACCUUGAAGAUAGAACAGUUCGGUUACAGCUUUGGGAUACUGCUGGGCAGGAAAGAUUUAGGAGUCUCAUUCCAAGCUACAUAAGAGAUUCAUCAGUCGCGGUCAUUGUGUAUGAUGUUGCUAAUCGACAGUCAUUCUUGAACACUGCAAAAUGGAUAGAAGAAGUGCGUACAGAGCGAGGCACUGAUGUCAUUAUAGUCCUUGUUGGAAACAAAACCGAUCUUGUUGACAAAAGGCAAGUUUCAAUUGAAGAAGGAGAUGGCAAAGCUCGUGAAUUCGGCGUCAUGUUUAUAGAAACCAGUGCAAAGGCUGGAUUCAAUAUCAAGCCUUUAUUCCGAAAGAUUGCUGCUGCAUUACCGGGGAUGGAGACUAUUUCUUCCACAAAACAAGAAGACAUGGUUGAUGUGAACUUGAAAUCUUCAGGAAACGCUUCGCAGUCAGAGCAGCAAGGUGGAGGGUGCGCGUGCUAGAGAUGCUUUAUAGAUUGUAAUGUUGAUAAUUUUGAUAUGUAAGUUACAUGAUCAAAGUAUGCAUCUUUAGAAUACCUUUUUGAGCUUUGACAAACCAAAGAUUUGUGUUACUUCCUUUUAUCUGUCGGCUUUAGUUAUGUUACUUGGAGCACAAGGUAAUAAAUGUUUCCUUGGGUCUUAAUGCCA
Molecule: messenger RNA, 987 nt
Organism: Helianthus annuus (common sunflower)
Lineage: Eukaryota; Viridiplantae; Streptophyta; Magnoliopsida; Asterales; Asteraceae
Product: ras-related protein RABH1e
Exons: 6
Coding region: 178-801 (207 amino acids)
Molecular function (GO): GTPase activity; GTP binding
Source: RefSeq, a predicted model, not a curated record